CUUUUCUCUCUCUCUCUCUCUCUCUUUCCCUUCCCGGCUCGCCGGCCGUUGAUCGCCUGCAACAAGGAAGCCAAGAUGGCGGCGGCGGGAGGAGGAGAGUGCGACGUGAUUAUGGCGCCCGCGGCGGCAACCCUGGCGGCGCCUUCUCACCCUGAGGGGCCGGCGAUGUUGAGCGACGAGGACGAGGACGCGGGGACGCGCAGAGAAGCAGAGUCCUUCAAGGAGCAAGGAAAUGCCUUUUACGCCAAGAAGGACUACAAUGAAGCGUACAACUACUACACAAAAGCGAUAGAUGCAUGCCCCAGCAAUGCCAGCUACUAUGGGAACCGAGCUGCCACGCUUAUGAUGCUGGGCAAAUUCCGGGAGGCCCUGGCGGAUGCCCAGCAGUCCGUCAGGAUGGACGACAGCUUUUUGCGGGGACACCUACGAGAGGGAAAGUGCCACCUAUCUCUGGGCAACGCCAUGGCUGCCAGCCGCUGCUUCCAACGAGUUUUAGAACUGGAUCAUAAAAACGCACAAGCUCAGCAAGAGCUGAACAACGCCAGAACUGUUCUAGAGUACGAGAAAAUUGCCGAAAUUGACUUUGAGAAACGGGAUUUCCGAAAGGUUGUCUUCUGCAUGGAUCGUGCUCUGGAAUUUGCCCCCGCUUGCCACCGGUUCAAAAUCCUCAAAGCAGAAUGCUUAGCAUUGCUGGGUCGCUACCCUGAAGCACAGUCUGUGGCCAGCGACAUCUUGCGAAUAGACUCCACAAACGCUGAUGCCCUGUACGUCCGAGGGCUGUGCCUUUACUAUGAAGACUGCAUCGAGAAGGCCGUGCAGUUCUUCAUCCAGGCACUCAAAAUGGCUCCCGACCACGACAAGGCCUGCCUCGCCUGCCGCAACGCCAAAGCGUUAAAAGCAAAGAAGGACGAUGGUAACAAAGCCUUCAAGGAAGGGAACUACAAGCUCGCCUUCGACCUUUACACAGAGGCCCUUGCAAUAGACCCAAACAACAGGAAAACAAACGCCAAACUCUUCUGUAACCGCGGGACGGUUAAUGCAAAGCUUAGAAAGCUAGAUGAAGCAAUAGAAGACUGCACAAGUGCCAUCAAACUGGACGACACUUACAUCAAAGCCUACCUGAGAAGAGCACAGUGUUACAUGGACACAGAGCAAUAUGAAGACGCUGUGAGGGAUUAUGAAAAGGUUUACCAGACGGAGAAAACAAAAGAACACAAACAACUCCUUAAGAACGCGCAGGUGGAGCUGAAGAAAAGCAAGAGAAAAGACUAUUACAAGAUCCUGGGCGUGGACAAGAAUGCGUCUGAAGACGAGAUCAAAAAGGCAUAUCGGAAGCGGGCCCUGAUGCAUCACCCAGAUCGGCAUAGUGGUGCAAGUGCAGAGAUCCAGAAAGAGGAAGAAAAGAAGUUCAAAGAGGUCGGUGAAGCCUUCACCAUCCUCUCGGAUCCGAAGAAGAAGGCACGCUACGACAGUGGGCAGGAUCUGGAGGAAGACGGCAUGAAUAUGGGAGAUUUUGAUGCUAAUAAUAUCUUCAAGGCAUUCUUUGGAGGGCCAGGAGGCUUCAGUUUUGAAGCUUCUGGACCAGGGAAUUUCUUUUUCCAGUUUGGCUAAGCUGCAGAAGAGUCCCAUCUCUACCGAGACACACCUACUUUGCCAGAUCUGCUUCUUUUAACCUUGAGUUAUGUUCUCCCUUCAUCACAUCUCGACGUUUCUUAGGGCCGUGGCGUUUUCUCUGUUGGAGACCUCAGUUUUUUUGUGUGUGCUUUAGAGUGUUAACGAGAAAACCAGCGCUUGAAGAGAGAAGGGGGAGGGGCAGUGAAGGAAUAUGCUUUUUUUGUUGUUUGUUUUAUUGUUAACUUUAUUAAAAAAAAGAGAAAGAGAAAUAAUAAUGAUAAUAAAAAUUAUUCCUCCACGAUAAGUAAUUUCAGACACCCAAAGCUGCUGGGAUUGAACUGGUGGAAUUCCUCACCUUCUGAGACAGGCCUGAGACUUUUCUUAAGGACAUAACAUGCCUUCAUAUUUAUGUAAGUAAGAAGAACCCAAUGAUGAGGGGUUUUCAUGCUUCGGUUCUAUCAUCCUGGCUGUAGCCACACCAGACCAUAUAAACAAAGGUAUUCACACACUUAAGGAACACAGGCAAAUAGGGAAGUUCAUGCCAUUACUAUCAGUGAUAUUCAUCUUUGGAAUAAGGAGAUGCCCCCACCCUCAUCUUUCAGCACCUGCUGUAAUACCUCCAAAGAGUCUGAAACAAAAAAUAUUUUUUUUGGGGGGGGAGCUUCUUUGUUUCCAAUUUCUUGAGUACUUCAAGGAAAUGGUAAGGGCUGAUUUAACACGUAGGUGUUUGUCGUUUGGCGAUGACCCCCGUAGUGCAGCUGUAAACCUGACUCCCAUUGAAAAGCAUAUGGUGAAUGUCAGGUGUAAUGAAAGAUCUCUGUAUGUGUGUGUGUGUGUGUGGUUUUGGAUCCGCAGUGGCCAUUUCGCACAUGCAAAUCAUCACUCAAUGUCACAUCACGGUUCAUACAUGCCACGUGCAAAUCCACCCUAAGCGUCGGAACCUGCUCCUUAACCAAUGUGUGGGAUCUUCAAAACCACUCUCCCCCCCCCCUCCCGGAAAUGAUUUUUCAGAAUUGACCAACAAUAUGUACAGCCUCGAAGAAGACAAAAAUCAGUAAGCAUUUGUGGGGUGUUGGGGGGCUUUUGGGGUAAAGAGGACUGCGAAGUUUCUGCUGGGCAGCCCUUGUAGCAUGCUGUAAAGGUGCUUGUUGUCUCCAAGCACAAAUCUUUUGUGCCGAGAGCUGAGUUCAAAAUAUUCUGCAUACAUCUUUGUACUCGUGGAACCUCAGAUUUUGCUCAGAGCUGAGCUGUCAACCUACCCCGAUGGGUUGUUUCACAAGAUGAUAAUUUGCAGCUGGAAUAGUAACAACCAGCCACCCUGGAAUUGUUGGCUGGUUUUUAAAAAAAACAAAACUGUUAUCCAUGUGGUAAUUACUGUGAAUAUUGGCCACACCAAGUAACUGUGUUCAUAAUACCUCCUUGUUUGCAGCAGUUGGCUCAUUCCUUUUCUUCUCAGUGGCAAGCCAUCUUAGGUAGGCGUUUGUCCCUUCCCCGCUCUACUCCAACUUGUGACCCGUUUUCGAUCAGUGAUAUUUUAAUUUACGGUUCCAUCUUAAGAGGUGUCCUCAGGCCCUGUGAGUUGCCUGCUACUUUUGAAGCAGGUCACCUCCUGGCAAAUGAAGGCUUAACAGUAGGUUUUACCUUGAUCCCUGGUUCCCAACCCCAGCCUCCUACUGAAGUACUUUGGAACAGAAUCUCUCUUGGCAGAGGUGCAGUUGAUAGCAGGAAGCACAUAUUGCUAGCUAGGCUGAAGGGAGGAGACAGCAAGGAAGUCAGCACCAGAAGUGGGGAGCGUGAUCUAGGUGUCUGGCUUACAUGAGGAUCUUUUCGUGUUAGCACACAGUCUUGGGAACGCCAUCUCUCUGGUUUAGGCCUGCAUGGUGUAGUUUUCAUUGAUGGGCAUGUGUUUCAUUGGCUUGAUUUGACUGCCCGGAGUCAAAUCAAGUGGGUGUUUUGACUUGCGUAUACUUGGAAUGUUAAUCACAAAAAUAGGACAGCUGUGUUCAAAUGUGGGCAGGAAAGGAUAUGAAGCCACAAAAUCGCGCUUCAUAAUUGUCUUACACUGAAGCAAAUUAUACAAGCAGGGUGUUAAACUUCGGUAGCCUGAUGCUACUGGACACCUGGGAAAAGUAGGACUGAAGCGUUCGCUGAAGCGUCGCCCCCCCCCCCUUAGAUGUCUUGGCUGAUUGAGAUCCCUUUGUCUAGAGACAGAAAAUGAGGCUUCCAGGGAUGUUGUUAUUUUUUCGGUGAAUGGGCUGCCUAGUCAGCUGCAGAUGGACAUCUUAAAGCUUUCAUGGGAAGUCACUUCCUUCAUGUCUCCAGGCAUUUUGAAUCCUUUUGCGAUCCAAAAGCUAACAAUAGGCAGAAGUUUCUGGGACCUGACUUUGAUUGUGAAGCCGGUGAGUGCCAAUUUCAAACCAACUACUGCAAGGUUUUUGUUUUUUUUGUUUUGCCUUUUUAUUGUGUGUUUCCAACUACCUGAAGGUCUGCUUCCAUUCCACUACGGAGGCCUCAUAGGUUUUUGAUUUUAUGUUAAAAGUAGCAAGCAGGAACUGUAGGAUCUGCUUUUAAAAAUCCUCCACACCUAACGUGGCAUUUUAAACUUUUGCAUCUCAUUCUUAAGUUUAUUUUUGAAUUUAUCCGCAUUGCAUUUAAGAGCUACCAGAUUGUUUUGUUGCCGAUGGCCCCUGUAGGCUCUGCCUCGCCAUCUUUAUCUGUGUGCGACCUGAUAGUGGUAGAGCAGGCUGGUUGCAGGUGGGGAUUGCAUUUCUGAACGCUCUCCUAAGGGAAUAACUCCCUAAAAGUAGCUGGCUUUGUUUUGUAUUGUACACUUAAGCCUCAGUGGGAAGGUGGGGUGAGAGAAAAACCAGGGGACCUUUUCCAAGUAGAGAGACCUGGGGCAGCUUCCACCUUGCUUGUGAGCCACUGCGCUCAAGGGUGAAGUUUUCUAGGAAACCUCGCCUUUUUGCCUCAACGUUUCUAAAUUCUGUUUCCCCACCCCGACCCCAAAAGACACACACACUUUUUAUUUCUGUACACUGCCUUAUAUUUCCUUGCAUGCACUGCAUCCUUUUUGGAACACCUGAGAGAAGGACAGGUAAAACCAGUGUUGAAGCCAUUUGGAGCUGAGGCCAUUUAGCUAGAAAUAUUUAACAUACUCUGUUUUGCCUCAGUGUGAGGAUCUAGCCUUCCCCCGUUAAAACGUUUGUUGCAUGAUCUCUUCUAGAGCGACACCCCACUUCCCCCUCUCUCCUGGGGGUGGCUUCACACUUGGAUAAGUAACACACUGUCCCACUUGAACUCUUUCACCUUUCCAAAAUGAAGAUUAUUAGCGGAGAACAAAAACUGGUGACUGUUUCGUUAGGCAGGAUUCAUAAUGUGUUUAUAUGCAGAAAAUUUCAAACCAGACUGAAGCAAAAACCGUAUGCAAUUGAUAUUAACUUUAUUAUAAACUGUAUAUGAUGUACAAAAUAAAAAAUAAACAAUCCAGAUCUCA
Lacerta agilis (Sand lizard) is the source of this 5110-nucleotide messenger RNA. RefSeq names its product DnaJ heat shock protein family (Hsp40) member C7 (gene DNAJC7). Lineage: Eukaryota; Metazoa; Chordata; Lepidosauria; Squamata; Lacertidae. The coding region runs from base 76 to 1611 and encodes 511 amino acids. The transcript is spliced from 14 exons. Gene Ontology annotation, molecular function: protein binding. The record is from RefSeq and is a predicted model, not a curated record.